Messenger RNA from Sesamum indicum (sesame), 2544 nucleotides. RefSeq names its product subtilisin-like protease SBT3.9. Gene Ontology annotation, biological process: proteolysis. Gene Ontology annotation, molecular function: serine-type endopeptidase activity. The record is from RefSeq and is a predicted model, not a curated record. NCBI's taxonomy places the organism in Eukaryota, Viridiplantae, Streptophyta, Magnoliopsida, Lamiales, Pedaliaceae.
AGAUGGAGAGAGAGAGAUGGAGAAAGAAGCUAGUAUUUAUGCAUGAUGACAUUAUGGGCUCUUACAUUCAAUCCCUCUGUCUCUCUUUCUCUUCGUGCCAUCUUCUUGUCGGAAACGAGGGGAUGACAUGGGGAAUCCCAUUUCUUUCGUGAUGUUAUUUCAUCUCCUUGUCAUUGUGAAUGGCAUGACAAUCGGGGAUGUGAAAGAGAGCCAGAUAUACAUUGUUUAUCUGGGGGACAAGCCGCAGCAUAAUCAUGAAUGCAUUGCAGAGUCACAUGAUGACAUUCUUGCCAGUGCUGUUGGGAGCAAAGAAGAAGCCAAAAGGUUGAUGGUGUACAACUACAAGCACAGUUUCUCUGGUUUUGCAGCUAAACUCACAAAGGCUCAGGCAAAGAAGUUGGCUGAGAAACCAGGGGUGCUUCGAGUAUUACCGGAUGGACGUCACAGGGUGCAGAAUACCAGGAGCUGGAUUUCAUUAGGCCUAUCUCAUAUUGGUCUCCCGAACAAUCUACUUCAUCAAGCACACAUGGGUGAUGGAGUCAUUGUCGGAGUUGUGGAUUCAGGAAUUUGGCCGGAUUCAGAGGCUUUCAAUGAUGAAGGACUUGGUCCCGUCCCAGAUCGCUGGAAAGGUGUUUGCAAAUCUGACGGUCUUUUCAAUGCCUCCAAGCAUUGUAAUAGGAAAAUAAUCGGAGCUCGUUGGUACAUCAAGGGGUAUUUACACGAGACUGGGGUAAAUGUGGCGCAAUUUAAUGAAACACCAGAAGGAACCCCUUCACCAAUUGACAUUGGUGGGCAUGGUACUCAUGUAGCCAGCACAGUUGCUGGCUCUUUUGUUAGUAAUGUCAACUAUUAUGGCCUCGACAUGGGAACGUUUAGAGGCGGCGCCCCCCGUGCCCGACUAGCUAUUUACAAGGCGUGCUGGGAUGCACCCAAGGAACUGUGUUCAAGUUCUGAUAUUCUAGCAGCAAUAGAUGAUGCUGUGCGUGAUGGGGUUGAUGUUAUAUCAGUGUCAUUAGGUGGGUCGUUCCCUCAUUUACCAGAAGUUUCACCAGAUAACGCCCUUGCAAUUGGCUCCUUCCAUGCCAUUGCAGUGGUUUCUUCAUUUGGAAAUGGGGGUCCAACCACUUCCAGCAUCGAGGAAGUAGCACCAUGGAUGAUAUCUGUUGCUGCUAGUACUGUGGACAGAGCCUUCCCUACUCCUAUCACACUUGGGAAUAACAAAACCAUAAUGGGACGCGGCUUGGUCAUUGGGACGAGGGUUGGUUUUGCAGGGUUGGUUCAAGAGGAACUCCCUAAGAGGGUCCACGAGGGAGAACUGAAUCAAGCCCCUGUACCAGGAAUCGAGGGAAAAGUGAUUCUCUCUUUUUUUAAAGAUUAUGUUGCCCACUAUCCUAGAGCUGCUGUACAAGUAGCUGAGUCAGGUGGUCUUGCACUGAUAGUAGUGAGACCCCUCGAUGACACUGAUCUAUAUGCAUACUGUGAUUCUAUGCAACAUCCUGCAACUAGGAUCCCAAUUGUCGAAGUUGAUUUUGAGGCUGGGAACGAAAUACUUGAGUACAUGGAGAAGAGUUCUCAAGCCACCAUAAUGAUAGGACCCUCAAGUGUUCUAGUGGGAAAACCACUGACACCUAAGAUUGCUGGCUUCUCAUCAAGAGGACCUAAUGCUCUGGCCCCAGCAAUUCUGAAGCCUGAUAUAGCAGCACCUGGAGCAAGUAUACUAGCCGCUGUUCCUCCUGGUUAUCCUGCAAACGACAAUGGAUUUGCUUUCAUGUCGGGAACAUCCAUGGCUGCUCCUCAUCUUAGUGGCAUUGUAGCACUCCUUAGAGCUUUACAUCCACACUGGUCUCCUGCAGCUAUAAAAUCUGCACUUGUCACAACAGCUUGGAACGAAGACUCGCACAAGACUCCAAUCUUUGCUGAAGGAUCCCCAGCCAAGAUAGCCGACCCGUUCGACUUCGGUGGUGGCAUUGUGAACCCAAAUGGUGCGGCAUAUCCUGGUUUGGUUUAUGAUAUGGAUAGAGAGGACUACAUGAACUACCUUUGCUCUCAAGACUACUACACCGCCGACAUCUACAAUGCUACAAAAGAAACGUCGGCAUACAAUGCUACAGCCGAGCAGUUAAUCUGCCAAAACAGAUACCUCUCCAUUUUGAAUCUCAACUUGCCAUCCAUCGUAAUACCAGCGCUCAAGACGUCCAUCACUGUCAAAAGAAGAGUCACCAAUGUAGGACCAAGCAAUUCCGUGUACAGAGCUACGAUCAAGUUUCCAAUCGGCACAACAGUUUCUGUUAAGCCCGAUGUCUUGGUGUUCGAUUCAAACACCAGGAUGAUCGAUUUUGAGGUGACGGUUAAUGAUGAACAGAACAUGAAUACUGGGUAUGUGUUUGGUAGCCUGACUUGGACUGAUGGCAAGCAUUCUGUUAGAAGCCCCAUAUCUGUGCGGACAACCCUUUAUUCUUUGCACUAAUGAGAGACUGAAAUAUGUGUUGUAAUAUGCUGUACUACAGUCUUACUUGUAAAUUCAACAUAUAUAAUUUAAUCAAA